Messenger RNA from Geosmithia morbida, 90 nucleotides. RefSeq lists its product as uncharacterized. The record is from RefSeq and is a predicted model, not a curated record. The transcript is spliced from 2 exons. Lineage: Eukaryota; Fungi; Ascomycota; Sordariomycetes; Hypocreales; Bionectriaceae. The coding region runs from base 1 to 90 and encodes 29 amino acids.
AUGGCAGAGGCGGCGCAAGCUGAGGCAAGCGUUGCCAUUUCUCCCACAGAAUGCCCUCUCCAACAUCAGCGACAUCAUCGGUCAAUUUAG